Bombus terrestris (buff-tailed bumblebee) is the source of this 694-nucleotide messenger RNA. RefSeq lists its product as uncharacterized. The coding region runs from base 145 to 480 and encodes 111 amino acids. Gene Ontology annotation, molecular function: odorant binding; olfactory receptor activity. The record is from RefSeq and is a predicted model, not a curated record. Gene Ontology annotation, cellular component: membrane. Gene Ontology annotation, biological process: sensory perception of smell. The transcript is spliced from 3 exons. NCBI's taxonomy places the organism in Eukaryota, Metazoa, Arthropoda, Insecta, Hymenoptera, Apidae.
UUUACUUCCGUGUAUCACAUAUAUAUGUAUCCUAUUGAACUUUUUAUGGACAACGGCCUGUUGGUCCUGUUUUGAUGCCAUCAAAGCAGUUACCUGAAGACUAUUCAAACCAGUCAUUCCGUCUAUCUGUGCAUAUGCAUCGGUAUGUCAAUGGCAUCUUUCUCAGUCUCAUUGGUAAAGGUUGCAUCACAGUCGGAAAUCUCUGGAGUGCUUAUCAAGGACAGUGUGUUUCUUUUGUCCCAAUUGAUACAUAUACUUCUUUUAACUGUGCAAGGACAAUUUGUACUGAACUCGAACGAUGAAAUUAUCGAAUCGAUAUACGACGCAUCGUGGUAUAAUGCUAACAAAAAAACGCAACUGUUGUUCGUGUUAUCCAUCAGAAGCUGUUUGAGUCCUCCAAUUCUAUCAGCUGGGGGACUUUUAGACCUGAAUUUGAAAAAUUUUGCAGAGGCAAGUUUUAAGAAUACCUUUUUAAAAUAAAUCUACGUAAUAUCAUACCUUCCAGAUUAUAAAGGCAUCUGUUUCAUACUUUACCGUAUUGAAAUCUACGUGAAUGGUAUAGUAUUCCUAACUGAGACGACGAAAAACAGUAUUCCAGAUCGAACGAAGAUCAAUAUAUGAUAUAAUAUGUACAGAAAUAUAAUGGUGCUUACUUCUCAACCACUAAUUUAUUUUUGCUUUUAUCCUCCUAGAA